This is a messenger RNA of Clonostachys rhizophaga, 1743 nucleotides long. The record is from the annotation of a GenBank genome assembly. NCBI's taxonomy places the organism in Eukaryota, Fungi, Ascomycota, Sordariomycetes, Hypocreales, Bionectriaceae.
AUGACGCCGAUCCAAUUCCUUCUUCUGCUACCAUGCCUUGUCUCCUCUUUGAGCGGUGCCACUGCGCAGGAACCCAGAGCAGAUGAUACGCUUUACCAACGACGUGCAUACGGGACCGUUGCGGUGAAGGGCGAUUAUUUCUACAUCGAAGGCGGGGAGAAGUCAGGCUAUCUGCAAUCCGGCGAACGGCAAUAUGAUACUGGCUACGAGUCUACGGUUGACUCUGAUGGAGACGGCAGUUCGAUGAAAUAUUUCAGCAUCAGCCAACGUUGGUACCCACGCGACAUCACACUACAGAGGAUCGGAUUUAAACCAGGGCAGAGGACCGUCAGAUGGCCAAGUCUCUGGGUCGGAGAGAAGACUUUAUACAGAUGGGGCGGCGAACUGACUCGCGAGCGGACAUAUUCGAAAGGCGAUGGAGGAGCAGUUUGGACGGUCGAUACCGCUUCCAACGGCGCAGGGUCAUGGAACUCAUACACUGGCGACGUUGUCUACAAUACGAGCGGCCACGGAGCCUCGACGACCUGCGACGAUGUGGGAUAUAAUUUCGGUGGUGUUGCUUAUAACGGGACGGGCAUGUACGAUUUUGAGACGAAGCAAUCGCAGGAGGGGAUGAUCAUGUUCAACACGACGAGGAAGUUAUUCACCAAAUCUACCGCUGAUCUCGACAUUCCAGGGAGCACACAUCGAUCGGGUUCUUUGGUCUGUCUUCCAGGAUUCGUGGACCACUCUCUUGUUGCGCUGCUGGGAGGCACUAUUCGAGCGAACCAAACCAUGCGAUCGUUCGACAAGUUGGCCUUUUUUGACCCUGUCGGCAAUAGGUGGCGAAGUCAAACCACGACUUUUGCUCCUUCGCAAAGAGACGACUUCUGUGCGGUUGGGGUACAGAGCAAGCAGGGCACAUACGAGAUAUUUAUGUAUGGAGGCAAAGAGUCAGGCGACACAAUCUCGUCUGACAUCUGGAUUUUGUCUUUGCCGCUUUUUAAAUGGUUCCGAGUUAAGCUGGACGAGACACCAAAGCGCCAUUUCCACGCAUGUGGUUUGGCUGGCAAACGACAGAUGAUAUCCUUUGGUGGUCUUGAUGCACUCAACUCGACAGCUGCUUGGAAGAGCUCAGAUCCUUGGGAGAAUACCAUCGGUAUCUUCGAUCUGAAUACGUUACAGUGGAAGGAUGAGUACAUCCCUGAUCUUGGCGAGUAUGAAACUCCAGAGGUUGUUCGAAAGGCUUAUAAUGAAGACUCGGCACUAUCUGGUGUUACUUGGGACUCGAACGAGAUUAAGGACACCUUCACUAAGAACUACCUUGCCAUUCAAGCAUCUAACAACACUAAUACAACUAAUAACGACAACACCUCUGAAGGCUCUGGCUCUUCGGGGGGCACACCCGUUGGCGCCAUCGCCGGUGGUGUUGUAGGAGGCAUUGCUGGACUUGCUCUUAUCGCUACCGCUGUCUGGUUCUUCCUCCGCCGACGAAACCGGGUAACAGGCGAACACUCACAGGAAGGUCCAAAGGAGCUUUGGGGAGGCCCGCCAAACUCCGUCCCUCCGAGCAGCACCAUGUCUCCUGCCCCUCCCUACGUUCACCCAGAAGGGGACCAUGGUAUCGGUGUAUAUGAGCUUGAUGAUACAGGCCUGAUUGAUGCGUCUGAACUUGCGAGUGAUUCCGUCUCACCACAUGUCAGCAACUCCCCAUCGCCCAUAUCGCAUUUCAGUUCACCAGCUCACCGGGGGAACCCGCGAUGA